UUAAUAGUAACACAUGCAACGCUACCUGCACCACUCACAGAGAAGAGCACUUAUCAAUAGUAAAGAGUAAGAAAUCAUCAGAAAAUGGCAGUCGGGCAUUUUGUUCUUAUUCAUACCAUAUGCCAUGGUGCAUGGAUUUGGCACAAGCUCAAACCCGUCCUUGAGGCAGCUGGCCACAAGGUCACUGCACUGGACCUUGCAGCCAGCGGCAUUGACCCAAGGCAAAUUGAGGAGAUUGGCUCAUUUGAUGAGUAUUCUGAACCCUUGUUGACGUUCAUGGAGUCACUCCCUAAAGGGGAAAAGGUGAUUCUUGUUGGCGAGAGCUGUGGAGGACUCAAUAUUGCUAUUGCUGCUGAAAAAUACCGUGAAAAGAUUGCAGCUGCUGUUUUCCACAAUUCAGUAAUGCCAGACACCGAUCACAGCCCAUCCUAUGUCGUGGAUAAGCUUAUGGAGGUGUUUCCCGACUGGAGAGACACCACGUAUUUUACGUUUACUAACAAUGGCGAGGAGAUAACUGGAUUGAAACUGGGCUUCACUCUUCUGAGGGAGAAUUUAUACACCAAAUGCCCUCCUGAGGAAUAUGAAUUGGCCAAGAUGUUGACAAGGAAAGGAUCAUUAUUUCAAAAUGUUUUAGCUAAGCGACCAUUUUUCACUAAGGAAGGUUAUGGGUCGAUUAAGAGAAUUUAUGUGUGGACCGACCAAGAUAAAAUAUUUUUACCUGAAUUUCAACUCUGGCAAAUAGCAAACUAUAAACCACACAAGAUUUACAAGGUCGAAGGUGGAGAUCAUAAGCUGCAACUUACAAAGACUAAUGAGAUUGCUCAGAUUCUCCAAGAGGUGGCUGAUAACUAUGCUUGACUUUGAAGCUUUUAGCUGCAAUUAUGAAUUAAUAAUCUCACAUUUUCAUGUGGGAAUUAAGUUGUGCUAAAAUAAAGUUGUUUUAUUGUGUUGUAAUGUUUUUUUUUUCAUUUGAAAUGGGAGGAUCUUGCGAGCAUUCAAGACUAUUUAUUUAUAUGAUGUGAGUGUGUAUUUAAGGGAAAGCUACCCCUAUCGUGUAGCUUAAUGUGCUUUUCUUUAUAUCAAAUAAAUAAACUUAUUAAAUAUUCGCUAGCAA
Messenger RNA from Hevea brasiliensis (rubber tree), 1114 nucleotides. RefSeq names its product (S)-hydroxynitrile lyase-like. The transcript has 3 exons. NCBI's taxonomy places the organism in Eukaryota, Viridiplantae, Streptophyta, Magnoliopsida, Malpighiales, Euphorbiaceae. Gene Ontology annotation, biological process: jasmonic acid metabolic process; salicylic acid metabolic process. Gene Ontology annotation, molecular function: methyl jasmonate esterase activity; methyl salicylate esterase activity; methyl indole-3-acetate esterase activity. The record is from RefSeq and is a predicted model, not a curated record. Bases 85 to 858 code for a protein of 257 amino acids.